This is a messenger RNA of Quercus robur (English oak), 3315 nucleotides long. Its product is annotated as disease resistance protein SUMM2-like. The coding region runs from base 239 to 2938 and encodes 899 amino acids. Lineage: Eukaryota; Viridiplantae; Streptophyta; Magnoliopsida; Fagales; Fagaceae. Gene Ontology annotation, molecular function: ADP binding; ATP hydrolysis activity. The record is from RefSeq and is a predicted model, not a curated record. The transcript is spliced from 4 exons.
GUAAACGCAAGUCAAGAUCGAAAGUAAAGUCUUCUCUGCGGUCCAGCAGUCCGCCACUUCCUUGACGCAACACACACUUCGCUUCAGAGAGAGACAAAGAGAGGCGGAGGCGGAAGAGAGAGAGAAACAAAAGCUCGGAGAUGAUAGAGAUCGUAGAUCGACUAUGAGGGGACUGUGAUAGAGGUACUGAGACUAGCAGUAGUACUGGAUAGCGUUCCCAAUCUUACAACCAAUAGUGAUGGCGGAUUCUUUUAUCUCAACCAUGAAAGAAAUUAAAGAAUUUGGUUCGUGCCUGUGGGAUGCUGUGUCAAGCCGCAAUCUGGAAGAAAAUCUGAAGUCCUUAAAAGGUGCUAUGGAGUCUCUGAAGAAAGUUUAUGAAGAUGUGAAGCAAAGGGUUGAAAUUGAAGGGAAAGUACCACAGAUGAAGUGUACAAACGAAGUUUCUGGUUGGCUUUAUGAAGUAUUGAAAUUGGAAAAAGAUGUGAGCAAAACUCUGCAAGAUGGUGAGAAAGAAAAGCAGAACAAGUGUCUUAGAGGUUAUUGUCAAAAAAACUGUUGGUCAAGCUAUAAUCUCAGAAACACUAUAAGCGAACACCUCGAUGAAGUAAAGAAACUGAGGACACUAGGUCAAUUCAAUGCUGUGGUUCAGAAGUUUCAUGUUACAGUUCAGCAGCUACCUAUGGUCGAGACCGUUGGUCUAGAUGCCCCGCUUCAAGAUGUCUGGAGAUGUAUUGAAGACAGAAAAUUGGGAAUUGUUGGAUUAUACGGGAUUCCGGGCGUUGGAAAGACUACCCUUCUCUACAAAAUAAACAAUGAGUUCCUCAAUGUUAGCCAUGAUUUUGAUGAAGUGAUUUUGGUUUCAGUAUCAAAACUAUCAGAAGUAGAAUUGGUUCAGAAAAAAAUCAUGGAUAAAUUGGACCUCCCUAGAAACAUGUGGAGUUCAGAUGGUAGGGAGACAAACGCUCAGAAGAUAUUUGAAAGGCUACACGGAAAAAAGUUUUUGUUGUUGUUAGAUGAUAUAUGGCAGCAACUUGAUCUUAAUCUUGUCGGGGUUCCUCUUCCAAAUGAUCGGAAUCAGUCCAAAGUUGUAUUUACAACCCAUUCCAUCGAUGUUUGUGGCCUCAUGGAAGCUCAACAGAAAAUUGAAGUUAAAAGUUUAGGACCAGAAGAAGCAUUGCAUUUGUUUCGGAUGAAGGUGGGUGAAGCCACUCUAACUUCUGGUCCAGAAAUAUCCAAACUGGCAAAUGAUAUGGCUGCAAAAUUGAACGGCCUGCCACUAGCACUCGUAACUGUUGGGCGUGCCAUGGCCAGUAGGAAUGAUCAAUGUGAUUGGGAAUCCGGGCUAAAUGUAUUGAGAAACACUCCAUCACAGUUCCCACACAUGGAAGGCCGCAUCCUUAAGAAUUUGAAGUUUAGUUAUGAUAGACUACAGAGUACUACCGAUAAGUCUUGUUUCUUGUAUUGUUGUCUAUUCCCAGAAAACUCUGACAUCAGGAAAGAAAAAAUUAUUAAUUGUUGGAUAGGAGAAGGGUUUAUAGAUGAAUUGAAUGAAGAUGCAGAUAUAAAUGGUGACUUACGCUCUAAAGGAGAAUUAGUUAUCAGAAAUUUAAAGCGUGCAUGUUUAUUAGGGAGUGGUGAAUCAGAAGAGUUCAUUAGGAUGCAUGGUAUGCUACGUGACAUGGCCUGGCACGAAUGCAAAGAGGACAUUGUUCUUUUAAUUAAAAAAGAUAAGGAACAACGUGGAUUGAGAAGUUGGAAUAAAGUUAAAAGGAUGUCAUUGUGGGAUCAUAGUAUACAAGAUCUCCUCACAAUUGUCCCGCACUCAUCCAGAGAAGAUCUCCUUGAAAAUAUCUCUCCGUUACCCAAUCUCCUGACUAUGAUUUGUAUGGAUCCUAUGUCAACAACAUUGCAUGCAGGAUUCUUUCCAUCGAUGUCUUCUCUGGGGGUUUUGGACUUGUCAAAUAGUUCAUCCUUACAUGAUUUACCUAAGGAGAUUGGUCAUCUAAUCAACUUGAAAUGCCUUAAUCUCUCUAAUACAGCUAUUCCUGAAUUGCCAUCUGCACUUCAAAAUUUGAGAAAAUUGCGGUGUUUGAUACUAAAUUGUACAAAAAUUCGGAAAAUUCCAAGGGCAAUGAUACCAAACUUUCUGUCCCUGGAAGUAUUUAGUAAGUUGGAAGUUCUUCAGCACUUAGAUCCUGGUGGUUUCCUACAUCGUGAUGAUUACCUACAAUAUUUGUUAAAGGAAUUAGAGUGCUUGCUACACAUAAAAGAAAUCUGCAUUGUCAUUCAUGAGGCCACUUCCCUGCAAAAGUUAUUGGAAUCACACAAGUUACUAGGGUGCAUAAGAAAGCUCACACUCGAUGAGUGCAAUGAUCUGCCCACCCUUGAACUAUCACCCUCAUUGGUGACAAAAAUGGAGGAUCUUGAAUUACGUUAUUGUAAAGAGUUACGAGAGAUUUCCCUUGGAACAGGGCAAUUCAGAAACCUUAGUAAGGUAGUGAUUAAAGGUUGUAACUUGUCAGAUGUGGGGUGGCUCAUAUAUGCUCCAAGACUUCAAACUCUUGAAUUAGUUAAUUGUGAAUUAUUGGGAGAAAUAAUAGGAGAUACACCGGGAGGUGGAGAAAUUGAAGAAAAUACAAGGAUAUUCUCAAGUCUUUUGGUUCUACGUUUGUUUUGCCUACCAAGCCUACAGAGCAUAUACCGGCAUGCCUUGCCCUUUCCUUCCCUGAUAAAGAUUGAGGUACAAGAUUGCGAACUUUUAACCAAGCUUCCAUUUUCCAAGAGUGCAACGAAAACUCUAAAGCUAAUUAGCGGAGAGGAAAGCUGGUGGGAUAGCUUGAGUUGGGAUGAUGAAACCAUUAAGGAAGAUUUCAGCCCAAAAUUUGUUGAAAGAAUUGUUCAGAAUGCUUGGCUCGAGGACUUUCAGCCAGAGUAUUGAGAUCUGAUUUUCACUUGUUUGUGUGAGGCUGCGAACUUAAGGACGAGUGCUUGAAGAUUUUUCAAGAAUAUUGCUUGUGAAGUGUUGAAGUAUUGGUGUUUUGUUUCACAAUAAAAGAAGUAAGACUGUUUGUGAGAAUGAGCGUUAUGUUAUUGAACUGGUAAAGGUGUUUUGGCCUGUUGUCUGGCCGUGUAUUUAAUUUGUGUUUUUUUUUUUUUUUUGGACCAUACUGUGUAUUUAUUUUUCAUUGUGCUUUUUGGCCAGUACCAUGUAUUUUGUUCUAAGUGUACUUUUUGGCCAGUCCGUCAAUAUGCUUUACUAUAAAUUACUCAAAGAAAGGUGAAACCUCUGCACAUUAUGAGUGACAUUUCUCUUCA